CGGAGGCCGUGGGGAACGGCGGGCGGGUGCUGCUGACGCGUGCGGCGUACAUGUCGCUGAGCACGGCUGAGCGGGAGCGGGUGGAGGUGAGUGCGCUGGGCGCGGUGGCGCUGCGCGGGGUGCCGAGGCCGGUGGAGAUGUACCAGCUGGACGCCGUCCCCGGGCGCACCUUCGCCGCGCUGCGGCUUGACCGCGAGGUGGCGGAUCUUGAAGAGGGCGGCGAUGAUACGUCAAGCAGCGGCGUUGCCUCCAUGUCUACUGCACUAGACGGCCCCGCGCUUGCCAUUGUAUCACCGUUGGCUGUGGUGUUUGGGAUUUUGGCUCCCCCUCAGCGGCUGAAGUUGCUGCGCCCUCUCUGCGGGCGUUGGAGGGUUGACGUGCCGCGUGCGGUUAGAGCUGCGCGCGAGGAGGAGGUCUGCCGUGUGGCGAUGGAGCGGCUGGCGGUGAAGGUGAGCCAUGUGAUGGAGAAAGGUGGGUGUACACCCUCAGCUGAAGGUUCUCGUAAAUGUAGUUUGACAGCGGUUUCGACGUUGCACGACAGCCGUGUGUUCCACAUACUCAACGCCGGUGGUGGGGGAGGUGGCCAUCUUGAUAAGCUUCGUUCACUGAACAGCCUUCUGCACGGCUCCUUGUCUGCGACUGAAAAAGUGCCUUCAGAGCUGGAUGACUCGGAUGCCACGAUAAUUGUUCGUCCCCGCGUGUAG
This is a messenger RNA of Trypanosoma conorhini, 704 nucleotides long. Its product is annotated as receptor-type adenylate cyclase. The annotation marks the transcript as partial. The record is from RefSeq and is a predicted model, not a curated record. Lineage: Eukaryota; Euglenozoa; Kinetoplastea; Trypanosomatida; Trypanosomatidae. The transcript has a single exon.